Molecule: messenger RNA, 4167 nt
Organism: Gryllus bimaculatus (two-spotted cricket)
Lineage: Eukaryota; Metazoa; Arthropoda; Insecta; Orthoptera; Gryllidae
Source: the annotation of a GenBank genome assembly
AUUUAUCAUUGUAAAAUGUACAGGAUAUGAAUUGGAAAUUUUUCUAGAGGGAUUUGUUACUUUUAUCAACCAGUGAACAAUCGGAGGGCACAUGACAAUACAAAUGCUAGAAAAUUCUGCAACAAAUCAAACAAACAUGGAUUCUGGAACUCAAUAAAACGUGCACAGAUUAUCUCCCCCAUACGUCACAUUCAGUUUUUGUCUAAAUAAAUCUAAAUGUAAAUCUAAAUAAUUUCUAAAAGAUUAAUGUGUAAAUGUAUAAUAAACGUCGAAUGUAAAAAACGAACAAAGAUAUAUGAAAUAACAUACAAAGAAUUCAAAUAUCUGAAAUUACAACAACAAAGCGCAGUAAAUUCCGACCACACAUUAUUUUUGUCUCCAAAUUAGCUCAAAAAUACUCAUUUUCAAAAAGUUAAACAAGACCGUAUUUCAAAAUCAAUUUUUGAUAAGAAAAUCCUCUCCUGACAUUGCAUUGCUAAAUCACCACCUAAAUACACACAAGUUUCUAGGUGAUGAUGCUUGCACUCCACAGUUGUAUGAUAUCUUAAACUGGACAAUAAUAUAAUUUUAUGAAUGAUGACCUAAAUAAAACAGCUCUUUCAGAAAUUAUUUGCCUUCAGUAUGAAGGAACGAUGAAAGUCAAUUGUAAAUCAUGGGUUAAAGUUCACAAAGUAAAACACCAAUUCAACAAUGAUAGUAAUACCAAUACUUCAAAGCACAUUUUCGAAUAACAAUUUUAAGCUGAAUGGUUGAAUAUCUAUCUUGUUUCCUAUGGUUCCAUAAGUUAUGAUAAAGACAUGAUGUUUGUAACAUGACAUCUUGUGUCUACAAUUUUGUCAUUCAUAAUUAUGUUAGGCAGUAGAGAAUAUGAAUUAGGCUUGAAUCAUGUACAGUCGCUCAGAUAGUAUUCAGCCAAUCUCAAUGUGCUCAGAGCUGUAGGUUAAAAUGCAAUUAAUUGUUUAUGAUGGAAAAAUUCAGUUAUUACAAAAUUAUAUUUUUUCAAUGUACAAAAUUCUAUUAUAAAAGAAUACAUUUUAAAUUUAAAUCUUUGGUACAUAACAUCAGUUUACAGAAAUGUGGUUAAGCAAGGUAAACAGCCAAAUAAAAAUCAAUUAGUAUGAACAUGAUAUCUAUAUAUCUAUGACAUGUCAUAAUAUAUAUUCACAGUUUCUUACCUUCUAGCUGCGGUAACAAUUCGAAAGGAUUUUGCCUUACUACCUAAUUUUAAUCUCAUUAGAUUUUCCCUUUUUUCCGCACAUCUUAGCCUACUCAAUUAUACAUACAUCUCAGAUGAGGCAUUGGCUUCCAUUAUUGACUUGCUGUGUACUGAGGCUGAACCCAGUUAAAUAAGUGGGUAUAAUAGAAAACAGUGCCUGAGCAGUGAUGAUUGUUACAAGCAACAACAAACACCAUGUCUGCAUCUGUUUCUUCGCUAUUCCGAUGUUUUCUCGCUGUCAUAUUGGCACCUUGAACAAUCGAGUAUAUUAUUUCAACAACUGAAGCCAGUUGCGCGGUAUCUAACUGUUCGUCCGUCACGGUCGAAAUUGGUCCAAAUGCUGGAUACUCUUGAUGACAUAUUAACUAGAUGCAAACAAAAAUGUGUAAAUUACGAGGGAAGAUUGAAGUCACUGUUAUUGCAAUGAUUAUUUUUACUCUCGCGCUUAUUCUGUACGUAUUGUUCACCAGUGAUGUGCUUGUUGAUUCUUCGAUGAGUAAAGAAAGAAAUAGUCAGGCCUCCGCAUUAGUCCAUAAACAAACUUCUGUUAAUCGUUUCUCUUCUCUUACCCUCAGUCCUGAUGUGUUAGCGAGUCAUAACAGGGCAGAGGAACGUAUUAUGGAUGAUGUUAGAAGAGACAGUGAUCAAGAUGAAAAUAACCUUGCCAGAAGAGUAUUAGCCCCCCAAAAUCAAGAAAACAGACCUAUUUAUUACAAUGAACGAAAUAAUUUCAUGGAGCAACACAACUCCGUAAUGUUUCGUGGUCAUCGCGUUGUGCACCUUGAUCUGAAGGGAGCACCUCCCCGUGUGGCAUAUUAUGAUGAAUUAUUUCCAUUGCUUCGUAGCUUAGGAGCAACUGGAAUUUUAAUCGAGUAUGAAGAUAUGUUCCCAUAUAGCGAUGGUUUGAAAGAUCUUGCCGCUCAUAAUGCAUACACAAAAGCAGAUAUUAAACACAUAUUGAAGGUUGCUAAUGAGAAUGAACUAGAAAUUAUUCCCCUCAUACAGACAUUUGGGCAUCUUGAAUUUGUGCUUAAGUUAGAAAAAUUUUCUAAUUUGAGAGAAGUGCCCAAAUAUCCACAAGUUGUGUGCCCCUCAAAUAAUGAUACUUUUCCUGUAUUAGCCAUGAUGAUUAACCAAAUUAUGAAACUCCAUCCUCAUAUAAAACAUUUACAUAUAGGUUGUGAUGAAGUGUAUUAUUUGGGAAAUUGUAUUCGUUGUGGUAUGGCAAUGGUCGAUCACAAAUGGGCAAAAACUCACCUGUUUCUUAAUCAUGUGAUUCGAGUUGCUAAGUAUGUACGUAAGCACUUCCCAAAUGUUAUGCCUCUUACUUGGGAUGAUGAAUUUCGUAAAGUAUCUGAGGAAGUACUCCAAGAAUCCAGAGUAUCACAAUGGCUGGAACCUGUUGUUUGGAAGUAUUCACCUGAUCUUGUAACAUCAAUUGGUUCAGAUAUUUGGGAAAAAUAUAUUUCUGUCUUUCCUGCAGUAUGGGUAGCCAGUGCAUUCAAAGGUGCUACUGGACCAGAUAAAUAUGUCACUGACAUAAGUUAUCAUCUUGAAAAUCAUCGUGCUUGGAUGGAUGUUAUAAAUUCCUAUUCUCAAAGAAUUAAAUUUCGAGGAAUUAUGUUAACUGGAUGGCAACGUUAUGACCAUUUUGCAAUUCUAUGUGAGUUGCUGCCUGUUGGGUUGCCAUCAUUGGCUACAAAUUUGGCUUUCAUACAAGAGAAAGAUAAAAAAACUAGUCAAAUACUCCGACAAGUGAUGGACGUGUUGAAAUGUGAUCCACCAUUACCAUUGAGCCCUGGAAUGGGACUCUCUCACUGUGGUUUCCCUGGUGCGGGUAUCCUUGAAGCUGCAGAACGAUUAUAUAUUUUGCAACAGAAUAUUGAUAAAUAUCUCUCUGAUUCAGCUGUCAAAGGAUGGUUUACUGAUUACAACAUUGAACAUGGUUUUGCUAGUCCUUCAUUGGUGGAACGUGCAACUGCUGAACUUAAUCAUUGUAAAAUGGAGCUAGGAAAUAUUAAACAAGAUAUGAUAACUGCAAUGUCUGAAGUAUAUGAUUCUUACACAACCAAAGAGUGGAUUAGCACAUACAUUCAACCUCUGGACAUUAAAUUACAGAAUUUGUGGGAUGCUAAAGAGAAAUUACUUGCCCCAAAUUAUUGGCCAAAACGACCUUUAGACUUCGCAGCAUCUAAUGUUAGGAGUUCUUCAAAGCCUCAAUCACCGGGAAGUACAUAAGAAGUAUUUGUUGUCUUUGAAAUAAAUCAUAAGACUUGGGAUUUCUGAGUUCAUGUGAAUUGUACACAUAUUUCACAUGUUGUUGAUGUGCAGGUAGUGCAUUGACGGUGUAAGUAGUAUUAAAACAAAACAAUAGUUCGUACAGUGUACAUUUAAGCAGAAUUGUACAUUCUGUGCGAGAUACUUCAUAACAGGUGGCCACUGCGAAGAUUUACUCCAAUUUGUUUGUGUGGUAGUGUUCAAAGAUUAGGAAAUAUGGACACCAAAAUUUACAUGUUAAGGAGUCAAUAUUUUGGGCUGAAAUUUAGUACACGGUACAACCUACGGAAGUCAUUUAAAUCGGCACUUUGCGCCGUUCUGGCGUUAAUAAGGCAGUUAGAAUUCUGAAGGCUUUCUUGAAAACUGAUGUCUUAUAAAAGUGAAUUGGUAAUUAUGCAUUGGAUAGACUCGAGGAUGUUUAUAGUGAAUGCGAGGGUCGAAGGCCCGAGCCUCGCCGUAACUUGGAUCCAGGCGAGCGAAGCAAGAAAACUUGCCUUUGAAAGUAAAUUGGCGUUACAAUGAAGUGGGGACAAAGCACAUGAAGGGCGAACCAUGAAAAUUGCCUAUCUGUAAGUUUUAUUCAUUUCUAUUAAGAGCACGUACAGUAUUUCGGGGUUAAGCCCUGCUGCCACGCUUCUCUAAGGGUGUACCGUAUACUAAAUUUUAACCAUAUU